Messenger RNA from Ichthyophthirius multifiliis, 2444 nucleotides. RefSeq lists its product as hypothetical. Gene Ontology annotation, molecular function: DNA ligase (ATP) activity; DNA binding; ATP binding. Gene Ontology annotation, biological process: lagging strand elongation; DNA recombination; DNA repair. Lineage: Eukaryota; Ciliophora; Oligohymenophorea; Hymenostomatida. The transcript is spliced from 3 exons. Gene Ontology annotation, cellular component: nucleus; mitochondrion. The record is from RefSeq and is a predicted model, not a curated record.
AUUCAUCUUCAAAAAAAUCAUCAUUAAAAGCUAAAGAAAAAGUAUAAGAAAAGGAAAAAGAAAACGAAGAUACAUAAUAAUAGAAGUAAAAAUAAGUAGUUUAAGAAAAGAAACAAAGAAAUGAAAAAACAUCAAAAGAAAAAUCAACAACAUCAAAAGAAAAAACAACUAUAAAAGAAAAAACAAUUACAAAAGAAAAAUAAACAAAAUAAAAAAUUAAACCAGAAGAACAAGAAGAAGAAUUGCCUUAAAAAAAAGAAGUAGAACUCGAUCCUUUAAUAAGUAAGAAUUUUUCGAAAAGAAAGAGAGCAAAAAUGUUCGAAGAUUCAUCCGCUUAAGAAGAUUUAGAAGACGAAAUCCAUAAAAAAUAAUUAUUUACAGAAAUUUAAAAAGAUGAGGAAAAAACAGAAGAACAAAAAGAAUAAAUAGAAUCCUAAAAAACAAAAAAAAACUGCGAAAAUUUAAGAUCUUUAACUGAUCCCAGAUUCGAUUGUCUACAUGACGCACCUUUUUUAGAAAACGAGUAAAUUCCAUUUAAAUUUUUAUGUGAUGCCUUUGAAAUAAUGUAAGAAUGUAAAGGAUAAAACUCUAAAUAAUAGAUGAUUUAGGUCAUAUCUAAAGUUUUUAGGACUAUUUUACUUUUAAAUCCUUCUUAAAUUUACUAAGCUUAUAUGUUUUGUAUUCUUAAAGUAGCUCCUGAUUAUGAAUAAAACGAAUUAGGAAUAGGACAAGAAAUUCUGUUGAAAGCUAUAAGUACAUGCAGUGGAAAAACACCAAAAUAAAUCAAAGGAUGUCUAAAUGAAUGUGGUGAUUUAGGUAAAGUAGCAUCUUUUGCCAAAGCUACAUAAAAAAAUAUAUCUUAAUUUUUUAUUGUUAAAUAAUAAAAUAUGGAGAAAGCACCAAUUACGUUAAUGAGAGUAUAUAAUGAUCUAAAGGAAAUUUAAUAAACUAAAGGAGAAAGUUCUAGUUCUAAAAAAGAAAAAAUAAUAGUAAAAUUUAUGUAAGAUGCAAAACCUGUAGAAGUGUGUUUUUUUAUUCGUUUUUUAGAAAAAAACCUUAAAAUUGGAGCUGCUGAGAAAACAUUUUAAGCUGGUUUAAGUAAAGCUUUUUUCGAUUUAGCAUAUUUCGGUUCAUAAAAUAAAAAUGAAGAAUUUUCAGAAAGCGAUAAAAUUGAACUUGAGAAAUUCAAUGAUAAUAUAACUAGAAGUCUUUGUGAAUUCCCUAAUUAUUUCUAAGUUAUCGAGAAAUUAAAAGAAGUUAAAAAAAAUAUACAUGAAUUAAUACAAACAUGUAAAGUUACAGUAGGAAUUCCAUGUAAACCUAUGUUAGCUAAACCUACAAAAUCUAUAAAAAUAAUCUUAAAUAGAUUCAAAGAUAUAAAAUUCACUUGUGAAUUUAAAUAUGAUGGUUUACGUGGUUAAAUACAUUUUUAGGAAGGUAAAGUCUCUAUAUUUUCCCGAAAUCUCGAAAACAUGACCGAAACAUAUCCUGACAUUGUUAAAUUUGUCCAAGACCACAUAAAGAAAUCUCCUAAUAUAAAUUCUUUUAUACUCGACAGUGAAAUCGUAGCUUUUGACAAAUAAACAAAUCGUAUAAAGCCUUUCUAAAUUUUAUCGACUAGAGGACGUGUUAAUGUUAAAAUAGAAGACAUUAACAUAAGAGUGUGUGUAUUUAUAUUUGAUUUACUAUAUUUAAACGGAUAAUCUUUACUCCAAAACACCUUAUAGUAAAGAAGGGACACUGUGAGGGAAUAUUUCGUCUAAGAAGAAGGUGAAUUUCAAUUCGCAGAACACAUAGAUAGCCAAGAUAUGGAGUAAAUUCAAGAAAUGCUCGAGAAGUCUUUAAAAAAAGGCUGCGAAGGUCUAAUGGUAAAAACAUUAGAAAAUAACUCAACUUACGAACCCGCUAAGAGGUCUUUUAAAUGGCUUAAAUUAAAAAAAGAUUACCUAGAACUAGGUUUAGGAGAUACUCUGGAUUUAGUACCGAUUGCUGCUUUUUAUGGUAGUGGGAAAAGAGUGGGCUUAUACGGGGCUUAUUUACUAGCUUGCUAUAAUGAAGAUAUGGAAAGAUAUGAGUCAGUGUGUAAGAUAGGGACAGGGUUCUCUGAUGAAGUCUUGGAGGCUUGUUAUAAGUUUUUCUAGGACAAGAUUAUUCCUUAAAAGUAAGAUGAUUAUUUUGUAGGAGAUUUUAAAGCCGAUGUAUGGUUAAAACCUUGUGUUGUUUGGGAAGUUAAAGGUGCGGAUUUGUAGAUUUCGCCUGUUUAUACAUGUGGAGUGGGAGAUGUGUCAGAAAAUAAGGGGAUAGGGUUAAGAUUUCCAAGAUUGGCGAGAGUUAGAAAUGAUAAAAAUGUCACAGAUUCUACUAAUCCGUCUUUUAUUGUUGAUUUAUAUAAAUAAUAAGCUGUGGUUAGUAAUGGAUUAGAAGAAGUUGAUGAUUAUUAUUGA